GCCGUGGUCGUGACCACUGUGAUUGUCAGGGUUUGAUGCUCGAUAGAGGCCACACGGUCGGAUAGGCCAGAGGUAUUGGUUUCGAUUUUGGUGAUGGACGCGCGGAUGUCCGCUUGGAAAGAGGACAUCAUGCGAAUGAGGGUGGCGAUAUCGGUGGCAAUGGCGGGCUCGGAUCUUUGUUCGCCCGUAAGUUCGCAGGCGAGGCUGUCAACAGACUGGGUGUUGAUGGCGGUCAUAUCGAUGCUGGAGGAUUGGGCCAUGUUGGGGGAAGAUGGAGUGGAUGAGGUGGCUGAGGCGACGGCUGCGGAUGAGGUGGAGAGGAAACUGGAGGCAAGAAGGGUAGAAAGACCAAAGGCAUUAGUACUGGCACUUAGAGAUUUAGAGGUUGCCCUGGGUUGCCGGAACCACCGGACCAAGGAGAGACUAGCGGAACGGCGAGCGGCGAGAGAUCGUAAGAAAUUAGCAAAGGCGGUCGUUCCCCCGAAAAGGAGAAGGACCGUCAGGGAAAGUGGUGUCAUAGGUUGCACGACGCAGGGAGAAAAGAAUUGAGAAGAAAUAAUAAGGUGCCGACGCGCAAGGAUGUGACCUGGACCAAGAGGGCCACCGGGAUGCGACGUCAAGGAGGCCAAGGGGCCAUGGGCCAAGUAAAGAGCCACAACCGGA
Molecule: messenger RNA, 663 nt
Organism: Chara braunii
Lineage: Eukaryota; Viridiplantae; Streptophyta; Charophyceae; Charales; Characeae
Source: the annotation of a GenBank genome assembly